CUCGACAGCUCGUGGCAUCACAUCGACCGGCACCAUGGCGUCUGCCAAAGUCAUGAAUCGUCCUCUGAUCGACCCUUCAGAGAUCCUGCGUCCGGAACCCAUCCACGCUGGGAAACCGAUCGCCCAGUUCAGGGACUACACCAUCGACGACACAGACCCAAUCAAGGAGCGAGUCCGCAAACUCUACUACGACAUGCACAAGUACCAGACCGUCGACUUUGUCAAGAAACAGCACGCCAAGUGGCUGAAGUUCGACAAGUUCCGCGCGCCCAUCAUGGACACGCUGGAGAGGCUCAGCGGCAUGCUGGACCAGAGUGACCCUGACGUCGACGUGCCCAACAUCGUGCACGCCUUCCAGACGGCGGAGCGCAUUCGCGAGGACCACCCGGACUGUGACUGGCUCCAGCUGACAGGACUGCUUCAUGACAUGGGCAAGAUAAUGGCGUUCUACGACGAGCCGCAGUGGGCCGUUACUGGAGACACUUUCCCUGUUGGCUGCGCUUGGGCCGACUCCAUUGUCUACAGAAACACAACUUUCCACGACAAUCCGGACACCUACAACCCCAAGUACAAUACGAAGUACGGCAUGUACACUCCCAACUGCGGCCUGGACAACGUGCUGAUGGCCUGGGGACACGAUGAGUACGUCUACCGCCUGCUGAAGCACAACGGCUCCAAACUGCCGGAGAUGGGCCACAAGAUCAUCCGCUUCCACUCCUUCUACCCGUGGCACUCGUCUGGUGACUACAUGCACCUCUGCAACGAGGAAGACAUGGAAACCCUGAAAUGGGUCCUAGAGUUCAACAAAUACGAUCUCUACUCGAAGAGCGACGAGAUGCCCGAUAUUGAGAAGCUGAAGCCAUACUACCAGAGCCUCAUCGACAAGUACGUGCCUGGGGAUCUCAGCUGGUAGACUGCAAACAGCCAGUCCUGUCACAGACAAAAAAUUCACCGCGAAACAACUAAUUUAUUCCUUUGUGCGACAAAAACAACGCAUUUUCACCACAGUCGCAGAACGGGUUCACUGAAAGAUAUGAUUCUGCUCAUUUCAUGUCAUUAUCGCGACAUUUUUGCUCAAAUAACGUAUUUAUUAUGGUUCACUGUAGAGUUUGUACAAUUAACUUUUAAGUAAAAAUUUAUGUU
Schistocerca piceifrons (Central American locust) is the source of this 1143-nucleotide messenger RNA. Its product is annotated as inositol oxygenase-like. NCBI's taxonomy places the organism in Eukaryota, Metazoa, Arthropoda, Insecta, Orthoptera, Acrididae. Gene Ontology annotation, cellular component: cytoplasm. The transcript has 6 exons. Gene Ontology annotation, molecular function: iron ion binding; inositol oxygenase activity. Gene Ontology annotation, biological process: inositol catabolic process. The record is from RefSeq and is a predicted model, not a curated record. Bases 35 to 913 code for a protein of 292 amino acids.